AAAUCCUCCCCAGAAACUCUGAUGAUCGUUGUAGAAAUGCUUUGAUUCACUGUGCAUAAGAGACAGGAAUGGAUAGUCAUUCUCUGUAAAGACCCUUUUCUUAAUAUUCACUGGUCGGGACGUGAGGCUGUCAGAGAGAGUUCUCCAAGGGGACACUUGACAAACCUGAUUCACUGAUGUCUGACAUGGCCUCUGUACAAUAUCAGGAGCCUCAGCAGUAUAUUUCCUUGGAUGGAAAUAGUUUAACAACAGAACAGCUUGUUCAGCUCGGUAAAGCAUGCUACAAAAUCAAGCUUACCCCAGAAGCUGAAAGGAGGGUCAAUGAAUCAAGGGACCUUGUAGAAAAAAUCAUCAAUAAAGAACAAGUGGUGUAUGGAAUAAACACAGGUUUUGGGAAGUUUGCCAGGACUGUUAUCCCCACUGAGAAGCUCAAAGAGCUGCAAGAGAACGUUAUCCUCUCCACAGCAGUGGGUGUCGGGGAUCCCUUGUCCCCAGAGAGAUCUCGGAUGCUGCUGGUUCUCCGGAUCAAUGUCCUCGCCAAAGGUUACAGUGGGAUCUCUUUAGAGACCCUCAAUCAAAUAAUCCAGGCAUUUAAUGCCUCCUGUCUCUCCUACGUCCCAGAGAAGGGGACAGUUGGUGCCAGUGGGGACCUUGCUCCCCUUGCCCAUCUUGCUCUGGGACUGAUUGGUGAAGGCAAAAUGUGGUCACCUAAAAGUGGCUGGGCAGAUGCUAAAUACGUUUUGCAAACUCAUGGUCUCCGGCCAAUUUCAUUGAAAGCUAAAGAGGGAGUGGCCCUGAUCAAUGGCACUCAGAUGAUCACGUCACUCGGUGCGGAGGCAGUGGAGAGAGCAACAGCAAUAGCCAGACAGGCAGAUAUUAUAGCAGCUCUCACUCUGGAAGCUCUGAAAGGCACCACCAAAGCCUUCGAUAGAGAUGUCCAUGACCUUCGACCUCACCCAGGCCAGAUUGAGGUAGCUGCUCGGUUCCGGUCAGUCUUGCAUUCCAGGGUUUAUCCAUCUGAAAUCGCAGAAAGCCACCAGUUCUGUGACCGUGUCCAGGAUGCCUAUAGCCUUCGUUGCUCCCCACAGGUCCACGGCGUGGCCAAUGAUACAAUCAAAUUUGUGAAAUCAAUUCUGGUGACUGAAAUGAACAGUGUAACUGAUAACCCAAUUGUGCUUGUGGACAGAGGUGAAGUUAUUUCAUGUGGGAAUUUCCAUGGUGAAUAUCCUGCGAAAGCCCUUGACUACCUGGCAAUCGGUGUACACGAACUGGCAUCAAUCAGUGAGAGGAGGAUCGAGAGACUGUGUAACCCGUCCCUGAGUGAACUGCCUGCCUUCCUGGUUAAUGAGGGGGGCCUGAACUGUGGCUUCAUGAUACCACACUGUACAGCGGCCGCAUUAGUUUCCGAGAACAAGGUGCUGUGUCAUCCAUCCUCUGUCGACUCUCUGUCCACCAGCGCUGCCACUGAGGACCAUGUCUCCAUGGGCGGAUGGGCUGCCAGGAAAGCGCUGAGAGUUAUUGAGCAUGUCGAGCAAGUUCUUGCAAUCGAGCUCCUUGCAGCAUGUCAGGCUCUUGAAUUCCUGCGUCCACUGCACACGACGGAGCCGUUGGAGAGGGUCUACAAGCUGGUUCGCUCAGUGGUGAAGCCUUUAGAUAAGGAUCGAUUUAUGGCCCCGGAUUUUGAAAUUGUUCAUCAGCUGCUGAUUGAGGAAAAGGUUUGGCAAACAGUACAACCAUAUAUUGAACACCAUGAGUCACCUCAAAUACCAGAAUAGACAGAGUACGGAGUCCAAGCAUUCCGUCAAUAGGUGUGAGCCACCAUAAUAAAUCACAACAUGAUCAGAAAUAUUAAUGAACAGUGACAGAGAUUUGCAGUAUCUGAAAAGGACAACUGAAAGGAAGCUGGACAUCUUGUAUAGUUUGAAGGUAUAGAGACUGUUAGCGUCCUGUCACAGCAAGAGUGAUGAUUCCUAAGAUUUUGCCUCUCAUUCCAGACUCUGUUCCAGGUAUUAAUGUUAAAAGUUCACUCGCAGGAUGUGGGCAUUGAACAUGGAACAUGGGCCAAUACAGCACAGGAACAGGCCUUUCAUGUCUAUGCUGACCAUAUGCUAUUCUCAACUUAUCCCAUCUGCCUGCUAUCUCUUCUUCCCCAAGGAAUUUUUGAAUACUUGAAAAUCCAAAGAGAAGAUGUUUGGAUUUUCACCAGUUUCCCCAUUUCCCCUCCCCCACAUUAUCCCAGUCCCAAGCCCUCUUGACCUGUCCAUCACCUUU
Messenger RNA from Chiloscyllium plagiosum (whitespotted bambooshark), 2271 nucleotides. RefSeq names its product histidine ammonia-lyase-like. Lineage: Eukaryota; Metazoa; Chordata; Chondrichthyes; Orectolobiformes; Hemiscylliidae. The record is from RefSeq and is a predicted model, not a curated record. Gene Ontology annotation, biological process: L-histidine catabolic process. Gene Ontology annotation, cellular component: cytoplasm. Gene Ontology annotation, molecular function: histidine ammonia-lyase activity.